AUGGAUUUAAAACUCGCAACAAAUAACGGAGCCUUUCCGGAGCAUAGUUUUUGGGAUUUUAAAGGCAAAGUUGACUACGUUGAUGAAUGGUUUCUAAUGAAAUCGCCGGUACCAUUACUGUUUUUGUCAAUAACGUACUUAUUAUUUGUACUUAAACUUGGCCCUAAAGUUAUGAAGUUAAGACAACCGUUGCAACUAAAGAAAGUUAUAACAGUAUACAAUUUAUUUCAAGUAGCAUAUUCUUGUUUUCUAUUUUUCAUAAUAUCUACUAGCAUUUAUUAUUACUUCUUUGCAAAAGUAACGGAGUUGAUGGACACGAUAUUCUUCGUCUUGCGCAAGAACUAUCGUCAGGUCACAUUCUUGCAUAUAUAUCACCAUUCCUUAAUGAUGUGGAGCACUUGGAUUGCAUUGAAAUAUGAACCUUCCUACAAUGUCAUGUUCCUUGGGACGAUUAACUCCUUCGUUCAUAUAGUCAUGUAUGCUUAUUAUGCGUUAUCGGCGUUCCCUCAUCUCAAUAAAUAUUUGUGGUGGAAAAAGUAUAUUACUUUGAUGCAAAUUGUGCAGUUCAUGUGCAUAAUAUUACACGCGGCAGCGAAUUACGCUAAUGCAGGGUGUCCACCUUCAUAUACAUUAUUAGCAGCAAUCCUAUUAAAUGCUUUACUAUUUGUUUACCUAUUUGUUGAAUUCUAUUUCAACGCUUAUGUUAAUAAAAAUAAACAUAAUUCGAAUAGUAAUACUAACAUAUCAGCAAACAGAUCAGUCAAUGAAAAAUCAGAUUAG
Messenger RNA from Parnassius mnemosyne (clouded apollo), 780 nucleotides. Lineage: Eukaryota; Metazoa; Arthropoda; Insecta; Lepidoptera; Papilionidae. The record is from the annotation of a GenBank genome assembly.